GUGGCACGCAAAAAUUGAGUAAGCAUGUUGGCUAUUCGACGACCUUAUCUAUCCCGCCAGAGUUGAUAGCUCCCGGGAGGCGCCCGAGCACCGCGGUGGAUUAUCAGCUCUUUGGUGUUGUAUAUCAUCACGGAAAAUCUGCUACUGGUGGACAUUAUACAGCCGAUAUUCUUCGCGACGAAAAUGAAUGGCUUCACAUAGAUGAUACUACAAUAUCUUCGAUUUCAGCAGAUGAGGUCACCAUGUAA
Acaulospora morrowiae is the source of this 248-nucleotide messenger RNA. The record is from the annotation of a GenBank genome assembly. NCBI's taxonomy places the organism in Eukaryota, Fungi, Glomeromycota, Glomeromycetes, Diversisporales, Acaulosporaceae.